Messenger RNA from Caenorhabditis remanei, 915 nucleotides. RefSeq lists its product as uncharacterized. The transcript is spliced from 6 exons. Bases 1 to 915 code for a protein of 304 amino acids. NCBI's taxonomy places the organism in Eukaryota, Metazoa, Nematoda, Chromadorea, Rhabditida, Rhabditidae. The record is from RefSeq and is a predicted model, not a curated record.
AUGGACAGCGUAUCACGUCGGGCAAGAUUUCGAUUUGGGAAGAUGCUGAAUUCUGCUGUUGCUGUCAUCAACAGUACUACUCUUCGUCGUCGUUCUCAUUUCGCUCGUUCUGCAACAACAAACAGUUAUGGUCCGAUUCCAAUUGAUGGAGACAGUUCAAUCCCGCUCAUGUAUGCUUCACAAAGCUCAACAACGAGCUCUACAAACUCAAUCGUAUCAAUUCCAGGAUUUGGAAACGUUUCGAAUCUGAUUCAAGUCAGAUCUCUCGAGCAAUCAAUGGAAAACGUAUUGAAUUCAAUCACUCUGAGUGAAAUUAACGAGAAAGGAGAGAUCAUUCCGGAGCCGGAACCAGAGAAACAGCCAGUCAAGAAGCAGUCAGUUCUCGACAAGUUCAUUAAAAUCGCAGAGUACAUGUACAUAACAGACAACCGUACUCUAUUGGAUGGAGACGAACUGGAAGUUGCUGGCAUAUCUCAUGUCGUUAGUCUUGGAGACGACUAUCCAUUGGGAGUGUCAGCUACAAAAAAAGAGGGUCUUCUCGUCAUGGUUCCACUCACUUUAUUCCAUGAGACUGAUGUCGAUCCAUCUCAGUCUUUCAAGAAUCUCUCAUCCAAGUUUGACAACGUCAACAUGUUCAUUGAGAACGCUCGCAAACUUUCCCAAAAAGUGGUCAUCUACAGUAAGAACCGUCAAUCGGGAUUUUUCGUGGCGGCUCAGUACAACGUCGACUACUACGCACUCGAACCAGCAAAAGCAGUUCAUCAUCUGAUGAAAUUGGCCGGAGCCGACUGGGUUGAUUUAUCAGAGAAAUGUAUGAAGCGAUUGAAAGAGUGGAGAAAACUCGGAGAACGACGUCGAGAGCACUCGCCGGUCGAUAGAAAGUUGAGCCUCUCUAUCAACAGUGUCUCGAGAUAA